AUGGAUAAUUUUGAAAACAAGUCAUUAUCGAAUGACACAGUGUUCGGUAACUGUAUACAUAGUUUUGUUAUUCACUAUGUGCCGGCCAUUAUUGUAGGAAUAGGACUAAUAGUGAACAUUUUAGCCAUCACGUCCAUCUGUCUCACAGGAAAAGUGAAGAUCCCGACUUACACCGCCAUUUUGUGUCUGGCUGUAUCCGAUUCGCUGGCCCUGGUCACCCGACUGGCCCGAGUCGAGGCGUGUGCUGUUUGUUCUCUGUUGUAUGGUGAGGAACUCUGUUCUGGCAAUAAAUCACGUGUGACAGCAGUACAGACGAUUUCCUCUAUACCUUCUUUUAUGACGUUACAUGGAUCAUUUUGUCAUGUGAUUCUUCUGGCCGCCGUACGUUACGUCAUCAUUGUCCAUCCACUGAAAGCUAGAGGAUGCCUAACCUCCGGGAAAGUGAUAGGAUUCUCUGGGGUAGCCUGGACUUUUACCCUUAUCGUCAGUUCAGUGUAUGGAAUUGCUUGCAUGAAAUAUCUAGAGGGCUUAUAUGAAGGCAAAGCAAAUUGGUUUAUGGAUAACUUUGAAGUAAUUGAUAUAAUUAUGUGUUUUUAUUUGUUCCUUGUCACCCUCAUACCACUGCUGUUGUUUCACAUUGCCAAAAGGAAAGUAAUACCCGCGACCUUGACCUAUCACGUGGUCAGAAUGAACAGAAUGGUUAUAGUGGUGGCACUAAUUACGGUCAUCAGUCUGUUUCCUCUGAUGUUGCGGAACAUUAUCUCUAUGUUAGGAUUGGACAAAUUUACGCAAAAACAAAAGGUGAUUUUCUUCAGUGCCAUACAGUUUAUUUAUUUCUUAAGACACGUGGUCAAUCCAGUACUGUACUUCUGGAUCAACGAAGUCCUAAACAAGAAAAGAAAUUACACGAAAUGCUGUCAACAUCCAGCUAGGGAUUGA
Messenger RNA from Saccostrea cuccullata (small rock oyster), 939 nucleotides. RefSeq names its product neuromedin-U receptor 2-like. Lineage: Eukaryota; Metazoa; Mollusca; Bivalvia; Ostreida; Ostreidae. Bases 1 to 939 code for a protein of 312 amino acids. The transcript has a single exon. Gene Ontology annotation, cellular component: plasma membrane; neuron projection. Gene Ontology annotation, biological process: G protein-coupled receptor signaling pathway. The record is from RefSeq and is a predicted model, not a curated record. Gene Ontology annotation, molecular function: G protein-coupled receptor activity; peptide binding.